This is a messenger RNA of Eimeria acervulina, 2224 nucleotides long. RefSeq lists its product as hypothetical. The record is from RefSeq and is a predicted model, not a curated record. The annotation marks the transcript as partial. The transcript has 3 exons. NCBI's taxonomy places the organism in Eukaryota, Apicomplexa, Conoidasida, Eucoccidiorida, Eimeriidae.
GUACGCGGGUAGUUUGGCUCGGAGCAACGAGCCUUGGGUGAGCGGAGUCUUUGGGCAGUCUCCUCCUGGGGCUUACUUUGCAGGAGACGGUCGUUACUAUGAGACACCUGAAGCAUUAGGGUCUCUGUCUCUUCCUCAGCAAGCAAGUAUUAUUACCGGCAGCGUCUUAUCAUCUUUAGGUCUUGCUGCUGCUGUUGCUACUGGUUUAGGUGUCUUGGGAACUACUUUAAGAGGGGUGUGGGGUGCUGUUACACGUAAAAGUAAAGAAGCUAUUAGAGGCAUAUUAUAUAAGGCUCCGUUUAAGAAGAAAAAUAAUAAAAUAGUAGAUAGACUUGCGCAUCAUAUUCUUAAGGGACAGGCAGAUGAAAGAGAACAAAGAGAUGUAUUAUUAUUUGUCUUUAAUAAUGAUAAUCCAGCUAAUGAAAGACAUGUCCUUCAGCAGCAAACUCAGGUGUCUCCUCCUAGCAGCAGCACCCAUCAGGUUGUUGCUUGGCUGCAGCAAAGACUAGCAGCACAAGUAGUUCUGCUGCCGAUUGAAGUCUUCAAAGCCCCCUUUGCGAGAAAGCAGCAAACUGUCUCUAACGUUCGUUCACGUCUCCCUGUAGCACAGUUUAUUCAGGGUCUCCUUGUACCUCAGUGCAAUGCAGAGGUGCAGAGACACCCCAAAUUAUUGCAUCUCUUUUCGCUUUUUAUUGCCGAGCCUCGCAAUGUCUCCUCACCUUUAAUGCAGUCUCCUCGUCCCUCCCGUCUCCCUGUCUCUCCUUGGGCUCAAGAGAGACAGACACCAGAGACAAACCUUACUCGUCUGUCUCCUUCUCUACCUAUGCGAGGGGCUGUAGAGAAGCUUAAUGUAACAAGAGGAGCCCACUUUGUAAUAAGUGCAGGCGUCAGCCCUGAUAUUUCUUUAUCAAAUACCUGUACUCAAGGAGACUACAAAAAAAUUAUCAAAGCACUUAAUCAGCGCUGUCUCCUCUUCAGAAGGAAGCCCGUACUCAACAUGAUAGGAGCUACCAUUUCACUUCGUUUAGACUUGGGUUUGCCGCCUUCUGAAGGCAUAGACUGUCCUUGGCCUGGGCCUUCGUCUGGAGCGCUUGUUGUAGAGAACAUCCCCCCUGAGACAUCUGUUUAUAAACUUUUGUUUUCAUUAAUUACAGCAUUUAAGCGCGAUAAUCUUCUUAAGACAAAGGAGACACUUAAUAUAGACAUGCAGAAGCCAUCGCCUGCUACUCCGCCUCCUCCUCCUCCUCCUCCUGCUAAACCUGCUGCUGCAGCUGUUCCUGCUGCUGCUCGUGCUGCUGCUGCAGCAGCUGCUGCUGCUGCUGCAGCAGCAGCUGCUGCUGCUGCUGCUGAUGAUGAUGAUGAUGAUGACGAUGAGGAUGAUGAUGAUGAUGAUGUUAAUGAAGAGGGUGGCGGUGGAAAGCCAGCAGCAGCAGCAGCAGCAGCAGCGGCAGCAGCAACAACAGCAACAGCAGCAACAGCAGCAGUAAGAGCAGCAGAAGCUGCAGAAAGCACUGCAGCAAUUGUCUUGCCUGAGGGUCUUACUGAGAAAGCAUUGGGAUUAUAUGUAGUUCAAACGCAUGCAGCAGGCGACAGAGACAGGGGCCGCAGCAGCAGGGCGUCUAGUGUCUCCAUAGAAAGAGACAUCAAGAUAUACAGAGAGACAGCAGAGGAGACAACAGAGGAGACAGCACAAGAGACAAGCCAGGAAGCAAACAAAGAAGCAAACAAAGACACAGAUAAAGAGACAGGCAAAGAGACACAGCAGCAAACAGACAAGGAGACAGACAAGCAAGAGACAGCAGAUUACAUAGAAAAGGAGACAGAAGAAGAGACAGAAAAGGAGACACGUCAAGGCUCAGUUCUUCAUCGCCUACCCUUUACUAUGUCUGUUAGAGACAUCCUUGACCUCUACGGGCAUGACGGCGUCUUCUUUGGCUUCCUAUAUUUGCCUCACCCCGCUUCUAUGGAUUCUGAAGAAUACAGGAACGCCUGCAGCAGCGGCAGCAGCAGCAGCAGCAGCAGCAGUAGCGGCAGCAGCAGCAGCAGGGGCGCGGUGUACGAACACCCUCUGUCUAAGUGUCUCUCUGUCCUCAGCGGGGCUCUGUAUAACUUUGCAACGGAGACGCUGUCUCUAAACCAUCUGUCUCCAGGCCCUCAGUGUGAUACAGAGAUCUCCCUGAGCGAGAUCAAUACUUUACUUGCUGCAGCUCCUUCUACUCCUUAA